Messenger RNA from Cyprinodon tularosa, 1011 nucleotides. Its product is annotated as olfactory receptor 52K1-like. The coding region runs from base 67 to 1011 and encodes 314 amino acids. The record is from RefSeq and is a predicted model, not a curated record. Lineage: Eukaryota; Metazoa; Chordata; Actinopteri; Cyprinodontiformes; Cyprinodontidae. The transcript has 2 exons. Gene Ontology annotation, cellular component: membrane. Gene Ontology annotation, molecular function: olfactory receptor activity; G protein-coupled receptor activity. Gene Ontology annotation, biological process: G protein-coupled receptor signaling pathway.
GAAAUAUUUCUCUCCAAAAUCAGACUUCCACAGACUGUCUGAAUCCAAGCUGUUAACUGUCUGAAGAUGCAGAACGUCUCCUCACACCAGCAGUUUAUCCUCAAUGGUUUUGAAGAACUCGGGGAACUGAGGCCGGUCCUCUUCAUCCCGUUCUUCCUCAUGUUCAUCGUGGCUCUGCUGGCUAACACCCUGCUGCUCUAUGUGGUCAUUUCUCAGAGGAGCCUUCAUCAACCAAUGAGCAUCCUUAUUGCAGGCAUGGCUUUACUUGAACUCUGCCUCCCAGUAUUCUUUGUUCCCAACAUGCUGCUGAGCUUCCUGUUUGACUGGAAGGGAAUAACUCUGAUUGGCUGCCUGGUUCAGAUGCACUUUAUUCACUUCUUUGGAGCUUUUCAGUCCACCUUCCUGGUAUGGAUGGCUGUGGAUCGUUACUUUGCAAUUUGUACGCCACUCUACUACCAUGAGGUAAUGGCGCUGGAGAGAUUCCUGAAGUUUAUCAUCCCGUUUGCUGUCAGAAAUAUGCUCCUCAUCACUCUGUUUGUGGGCCUGACUGGAAAGCUUUCGUUCUGCAGAAACGUGAUGAACCACUGUUUCUGUGAGCACAUGGCCUUGGUGGAGAUGGCUUGUGGAAGCACUACCAUUAGUAAUCUUUUAGGUUUGAUUGCUGUCUUCCUCAUCCCUGUUUUUGACUUCCUAUUCGUCACUGUCUCUUACAUUCUGAUAUUCAGCUCCAUAUGGAGGUCCAGCAGCACCAGUGCCAAAGCGUUGCACACUUGCAUGACUCAUGUGAUGGUGAUCACUCUCACCCUCACAGUGGCGCUUACUGCCUUCCUCUCAUAUCGAAUUAAGAACGGCCUCCCUGUAUCUGUCCGUGUGUUCUUCAGCACCAUGUACCUGUUGUUACCAAGCUGCUUCAACCCAAUAAUCUACGGUAUCGGAACCGCUGAGAUUAGACAGCACAUUCUGAAGACGCUGGCACGCUGGACACACUCAGUCCAAACACAAGCUAAAUAA